Molecule: messenger RNA, 2613 nt
Organism: Charadrius vociferus (killdeer)
Lineage: Eukaryota; Metazoa; Chordata; Aves; Charadriiformes; Charadriidae
Gene: CDH4
Product: cadherin 4, type 1, R-cadherin (retinal)
Exons: 16
Biological process (GO): adherens junction organization; calcium-dependent cell-cell adhesion; multicellular organism development
Cellular component (GO): adherens junction; catenin complex; plasma membrane
Molecular function (GO): calcium ion binding; cadherin binding
Source: RefSeq, a predicted model, not a curated record
AUGCUCUCUAUUGCACACAAUGGGGAUCUUACAGUUAGACCCACGUGCAAGCCUGGCUUUUCAGAAGACGACUACACGGCUUUCGUCUCCCAAAACAUCAUGGAAGGGCAGAAGUUACUCAAAGUAAAAUUUAAUAACUGCGCCGGUAACAAGGGAGUUCGGUACGAAACCAACAGCCUGGACUUCAAGGUGAGAGCGGAUGGGACCAUGUACGCCGCCCACCAACUCCAAAUGCCCUCGAAGCCGCUGGUGCUGAGGGUGGCGGCGUGGGAUCCCCAGAGCCUGGGCAGGCGGGAGGCCAUCGUCAGGCUUCUGGUGGCAGAGAAGUCGCAACACAGUGGACACAAGCCCAAAGGAAGGAGGGUGGUGCCCGGCGAACUGGCGCAGCAGCAAAGUGACACUCUGCUCCCGUGGCACCAGCAUCAGAGCGCUAACGGCCUGCGGCGGCAAAAGCGAGACUGGGUCAUCCCGCCCAUCAACGUGCCGGAGAACUCCAGAGGACCCUUUCCGCAGCAGCUCGUUCGAAUUCGUUCCGAUAAGGACAAAGAGAUCCAUAUCAGAUACAGCAUCACUGGCGUGGGAGCCGACCAGCCGCCGAUGGAAGUCUUCAGCAUUGACCCCGUGUCUGGCAGGAUGUAUGUGACGCGCCCGAUGGACAGAGAGGAAAGAGCUUCCUACCACCUCCGGGCUCACGCGGUGGAUAUGAAUGGAAACAAGGUGGAGAAUCCCAUUGACCUUUACAUCUAUGUGAUUGAUAUGAAUGACAACAGGCCGGAGUUUAUAAACCAAGUCUAUAAUGGAUCUGUUGAUGAAGGCUCUAAACCAGGUACCUACGUGAUGACAGUGACGGCAAAUGAUGCAGACGAUAGUACUACAGCGAACGGGAUGGUGAGAUACCGAAUCGUGACUCAGACCCCACAGAGCCCAUCGCAAAAUAUGUUUACUAUUAACAGCGAGACGGGAGACAUUGUCACUGUGGCUGCUGGACUUGACAGAGAGAAAGUUCAGCAGUACAUAGUCAUUGUUCAAGCCACAGAUAUGGAAGGAAAUCUUAACUAUGGUCUCUCAAACACGGCAACAGCGAUCAUCACGGUGACAGAUGUGAAUGACAACCCACCCGAAUUCACUACCAGCACUUAUUCAGGAGAAGUUCCUGAGAACAGAGUGGAGGUUGUGGUGGCAAAUCUGACGGUGAUGGACCGGGACCAGCCUCACUCCCCCAACUGGAAUGCCAUCUACCGCAUUAUCAGCGGAGACCCCUCUGGCCAUUUCACCAUCCGGACAGACCCCGUCACCAACGAAGGCAUGGUAACCGUCGUGAAGGCAGUCGAUUACGAGAUGAACAGAGCUUUCAUGCUGACAGUGAUGGUAUCAAACCAGGCUCCCCUGGCCAGUGGCAUCCAGAUGUCCUUCCAGUCGACAGCAGGAGUCACCAUUUCAGUCACAGAUGUCAACGAAGCACCGUAUUUCCCCACAAACCACAAGUUAAUCAGGCUGGAAGAAGGGGUGCCUACGGGGACAGUCCUGACAACGUUUUCAGCGGUGGAUCCCGACCGCUUCAUGCAGCAGGCAGUAAGAUACUCUAAGCUGUCAGAUCCUGCAAACUGGCUGAACAUUAAUGCCACAAAUGGUCAGAUCACUACUGCUGCUGUCCUUGAUCGAGAGUCAGACUACAUUAAGAAUAAUGUCUACGAGGCCACAUUCUUGGCGGCUGACAACGGUAUACCCCCCGCGAGCGGCACUGGCACUCUGCAGAUCUACCUAAUCGACAUCAACGAUAACGCUCCUGAGCUUCUGCCAAAGGAGGCACAGAUUUGUGAAAAGCCAAACCUGAAUGUCAUCAACAUAACAGCCGCGGAUGCUGACAUCGAUCCAAACGUUGGGCCCUUUGUCUUCGAGCUGCCAAGUGUGCCAUCUGCGGUGAGGAAGAACUGGACCAUAACACGGCUGAAUGGCGAUUACGCCCAGCUUAGUUUGCGGAUCAUGUACCUGGAAGCGGGUGUGUAUGAUGUGCCGAUCAUCGUGACGGACUCGGGAAACCCCCCCUUGUACAACACAUCCGUCAUCAAAGUGAAGGUGUGCCCGUGCGACGAGAAUGGCGACUGCACCACCAUCGGGGCGGUGGCUGCCGCGGGGCUGGGCACGGGUGCCAUCAUCGCCAUCUUGAUCUGCAUCAUCAUUUUACUGACCAUGGUUCUGCUCUUCGUGGUGUGGAUGAAGCGCCGGGAGAAGGAGCGCCAUACCAAGCAGCUCCUGAUUGACCCCGAGGACGACGUCAGGGACAAUAUUCUGAAGUACGACGAAGAGGGGGGUGGAGAGGAAGACCAGGAUUACGAUUUAAGCCAGCUCCAGCAGCCAGAGACCAUGGAUCACGUGCUGAACAAGACACCUGGAGUCAGAAGGGUGGAUGAAAGACCUAUCGGUGCUGAAACGCAGUACCCUAUAAGACCAGUAAUCCCACAUCCAGGGGAUAUUGGUGACUUCAUCAAUGAGGGCCUGCGCGCGGCGGACAAUGACCCCACGGCCCCCCCCUACGAUUCCCUCCUGGUCUUCGACUACGAGGGCAGCGGCUCCACCGCCCGCUCCCUCCGGCCCCUCCACUACUCCAGCUCC